AAAUGGGUCCGUCACUGGUCCCACACGGCAUUACUUGGCUUGGCUGUAUACAUUAAGAGAGAGCAGAGUUAUUGAGGUGCAAAGAGAACUGAAGGGAGAAAAAAUUAAUGGAGGGGAGUUCAGAGAUUGAUAACAAACAAAAAUACAGUAGUAGAUGGUCUCUUGAUGGUAUGACUGCUCUAGUGACCGGUGGCACCAAAGGAAUUGGGCAUGCUAUAGUUGAAGAAUUGUGUGGAUUAGGGGCAAAAGUACAUACAUGUUCCAGAAACCAAACUGAGCUGAGUGAAUGCUUGAGUCAGUGGGAGACUAAGGGAUUUCAAGUCACUGGUUCAGUCUGUGAUGUCAUGACCCCAUCACAGCGUCAACACCUAAUUCUUAAGGUCUCCUCUUUGUUUCAUGGAAAGCUCAACAUCCUUAUAAAUAAUGUAGGAACAUGUUAUAGGAAACCAACAGUGGAGUACACAACUGAAGAUAUGUCAUUUCUAAUGAGUACUAAUUUUGAUUCAGCUUACAACAUUUCCCAACUUGCUCACCCUCUUCUGAAAGCUUCAGGAGAUGGGACCAUUGUGUUUGUGUCUUCUGUGGUUGGACUUGUAGCUGUAAAUGUUGGAUCUUUAUACAGUGCAGCUAAAGGAGCUAUUAACCAGUUGGCCAAAAACUUGGCAUGUGAAUGGGCAAAGGAUAACAUAAGAAUCAACUCAGUCACACCUUGGUUUAUCAGGACCCCUCUCGUUGAAAAAGCGUUUGCCAAACCUGAGUUUUUAGAAGCUGUGAAGUCCAGAACACCGCUAGGGAGAACUGGAGAGGCAAAGGAAGUGUCGUCACUAGUGGCAUUUUUGUGCUUGCCUGCAGCUUCGUAUAUAACUGGACAGACUAUUAGUGUUGAUGGAGGACUAACAAUAAAUGGGGCAUUAUAUUCUUAAAUAUGUACGACCAAUUAAACUGGGUUCUUUUAGCUAAUAUUUGAUAUGGAGAAUAAUAUGAAUGCAAUUUUUAUAUCUUGUCAAAAAUGCUAUUGUCUCAUCAUAAAGAAAAAGGACUAUGAUAUAUUGUCUUAUUUGAAAGAUAAUUUGUGCUCUAGUUAAACCAAUUUAUC
This is a messenger RNA of Cannabis sativa, 1096 nucleotides long. Its product is annotated as tropinone reductase homolog At5g06060. The record is from RefSeq and is a predicted model, not a curated record. The transcript is spliced from 5 exons. The coding region runs from base 108 to 923 and encodes 271 amino acids. Gene Ontology annotation, molecular function: oxidoreductase activity. NCBI's taxonomy places the organism in Eukaryota, Viridiplantae, Streptophyta, Magnoliopsida, Rosales, Cannabaceae.